Messenger RNA from Epithele typhae, 1347 nucleotides. RefSeq lists its product as uncharacterized. Bases 1 to 1347 code for a protein of 448 amino acids. NCBI's taxonomy places the organism in Eukaryota, Fungi, Basidiomycota, Agaricomycetes, Polyporales, Epitheliaceae. The record is from RefSeq and is a predicted model, not a curated record. The transcript is spliced from 3 exons.
AUGGCUCUGGGGAUCCGCGUCCGCGCGUGGCCGACCUGGAUAACGAUCACAUCGACGGCGUACGCUCACGAGAGCGGGAGUAGGGGUGGGGAAGCGUAUGUCAAUUACGAGUCCGAGGAUUGGCAGCAGUCGGAGCAAUGGCGCCCCAAUAGGCAGGACCCAUUCGUGUCCACAGCGACGGGCACCGCGGGCAUUGCCUGGGCUACCGUCAGCUCCUCGGUCGCUCAUUCCUCUACUUCUACCCCCUCAUGGGUCUCUUGGACAAGCUCCCCUCCCGGGCCUGAAGCCCCAUGCGACUGCAACUCCGUCUACCGGUUCGCAACCAGCAUGGCGACGCUCUCAGAUAGCCCAUUCUCCACCUCGACACAACCCGCCAUUGUCUCUGACACCCUCUUUCAGACACCCAUGCAGAUGGAAAACACAACCUCGACCGACGUGGUCACCAGUACCACUGUCGUCACGGAGCUAACGACAUCGGUCCGAACGUCAGUCUCUGUCCAAACGUCGGUCACAUUCGCAACAGCGACGUCCUCGGACACGACAAAUCAAGGAGGACUCUGGUUUUCCACCGUCCCAACACCGUCCCCCACCUCCACCCAAACCCAAGGCUCCACUCAACACUCGCCUGGUCUUUCCGGAGGCGAAGUCGCAUUCAUCGCGAUCCUCGCCUCGAUCGUCUUCGCAGUCCUCGUCUUUGCCGCGUUCUUCGUCUGGAACAGCCGCCGCCGCGCCCGCCUCGCAGUGCGCUCCUACGGCGCCGGCGACGUCGUCGACGUCGACCCCUCCGAGCCACGCAGUCCCAUAGCGCCCUCCGAGAUGUCCGAGAUGUCGGACAUGGGUGCGCCUGUGACGAUUGCGGACCAGGGCAGUGUCAUCGCGAUCGGAGCAGUUGGUUCAGGCAGCCGCAACUCUGCGUCCCCUGCGCCUUCUAGAGCUGCAAGCGGCGGCAACUGGAGCAUGCGCAGCAUCACGGGGGUCUCCAGGGCGGUAACGCCCUUGGUCCUCCCUCGACGACCACGAACUCCGGCGCACGAAGAGGACGCGGGGAGCAUCCACACGAGCGACUACAUCGACGGCCGGUUCGACGGCCGGGACACACCCGACACCGAGCUCUCCGUGGGGUCGAGACCGCUCCCACCUGCGUACGGGACGCUCCCGCCGCGCAACAGCAGUAGGAUCCCGAGCACAUGGGCGCCGCCGUACGAGGUGACGUCGCCGCAGUCGCCGCUGGCCGUGUCGUCGCUCCUAACCGCCGCGCUCUCGCCCUCCGAGUCACCGUUCAGCGACGCCGCUGCCGUGCGGAUGCUGCCGCCGUUUCCGCUGCCGCGGCCGAAGGCGUCGUUGUGA